GGGAGAAGUGCGUCACUGCAUGUUUAUUUACUUGUCAGUCAGUUGUGGUAGAAAACAAAAGUUGUUACAUACUACGCGUUAUUUGUUUCACGGAGCUAUUUUUAAACCUACACUGGUUACUGAAGGAAAGGAAGGCGAUUAUUGACAUAAAUGGGCGGGGUCACUUAGCUGCAUGUGUGUUCACUGCACGUUUUCCCAACCGUAUGGACUAUUGUGGUGGUGAGGAUGAUUAGACGCUGACACAUCCGCUUCGAGGAUCAUCCCCGCGCCUAAUCUGCAGCUCACCAGACUUGUCUGUGUAAGGGCAUUAAGACUGGGUUGAAACAUCUGAUUAUUGUCCUUGCUGAUGCAGUAUAUGUAAUACUUCAGCUUCUGAGCUAUGCAUCUACCUCUAUUGUAAUAACUCUAGUAUCUAGAGAACUUUAAUGAAAGGCCUACAUUUAUUAAAUGAAAUAUUAAGCUAUUUUUCCACUGUGAAUGCAGGACCCAAUGGACCUGUGAUUAUAAUGGUUAUUCACAGCUUAUGAUGUUCCUUUAAGAUACACAAACAUAUAGUCACAUAUAUGCAAGCAUACAAUAAGAGAUGCCAGAGUUAAGCACAGUUACAGACUGUCUGCUGAUCAGUAAUGCCCGAUCAGCCUGUAACAAUGAACUCAUCCAGAAGGAGGCAGUCACUCUUUGUAUCAAUGUUUCCAAGCAGCAGCCCUUUCCUUCUAUGCGGGUAAGCACUUUGCGUGUGCCUGUAUAUGAUGACCCUCAAGAAGACCUGUACAAGUAUUUUGACCGCUGUGCUGAUGCCAUAGCCAGUGAGGCAGAACGGGGGGGCCGCACUGUUGUGUACUGUAAGAAUGGACGCAGUCGCUCAGCUACUGUUUGUGUGGCCUAUUUAAUGAAGCACCAGGGUCUCACCUUGACAGAUGCCUUCCAGGUAGUAAAAAGUGCCCGAUCAGUAGUUGAGCCAAACCCGGGAUUCUGGACUCAGCUGGAGCGAUAUGAACAGGAGCUGAAGAUCAGGAUGUCAGCCAGGCACAGAUCCAACCUCGCUCCAGUUUAACUUUAUACCAGCAUUUUCUGAUAUGGCAUUCUCAACCUUCAGGGCUUAAUAAUAGCUAAGGCCUUAGACAUGAAACUGUUCUAGCUUGCUGCCAAUUAUGAAUUCCUUAUAGUAAUAAUAAUAAUAAUAAUAAUAAGGAUAUGUGCCUUAAAUGAUUAUUCUCCGUUUUAUUUAUUUAUUUAUUUGCAUUUUCUAAUUUUAAUUUGCUUUUAUUUUAUUUGACUGGUUUUAGAUUAUAAAGACAUGAUUAAGGCUCCUAAGAAAACUGUUUUUUGGCUUAACUGAAAGCCAAAAGUGUGUUUUUUUUUUCAGAGGCAUCUCUUUAACAAACCUAAAAUACCACCAAAUUGCUAAAAGUAUUACAAUUGUAUAUUACCCUGCUAAAUGAUGAUCUCAGUAGGAUUUUAUUUACUUUACAUAAAAACAGAAAAGAGAAAUACUUAAAUAUUUUAUAUAAAUUAUGCUGACAGCUUAAAAACUAAUAUAAAUUCAUAAAGGUCAUCUUUACAUUUUUUAAAUCAUUUAACAAAUCUAACAUGUCUCUGUUGAAUGUUGUAGAUUUACCGUAGAACUGUAUUUUAGCAUGUUUUAAAUAACACUAUAUGUUAAGCCCUGUCUUAUAGUAUUAAUGAUUCUUUCAUGUUACCCAAUAGAGGGUACAGGACUAUGAAAGUGUGUGUUCAUUUCAUAGCCUCAUUAAAAGAUAAUAUGUAACAUUUGUCUACUUUAUUUACUGACUGACAGAAUUACUUUCCCUAAACAUGCAGAUAACAGAAAAAUAAGAGCAAGUUCAUUAAUUUAUGUGUUUAUUAAUGUCAAUCUCUAUACACCAGAGGAACUAUAGGGAGUACAUUGAUUUUUCUGAUUUAUAUUUUCUGUAAUAGGCCAAACAGGACAGAAAGGCAGGUGUCUAAACUUUAUCCCACCCCUGACGAACGCUAUCGAUCCAAUCCAAA
Molecule: messenger RNA, 2010 nt
Organism: Labeo rohita (rohu)
Lineage: Eukaryota; Metazoa; Chordata; Actinopteri; Cypriniformes; Cyprinidae
Gene: dusp28
Product: dual specificity phosphatase 28
Exons: 4
Coding region: 584-1054 (156 amino acids)
Biological process (GO): protein dephosphorylation
Cellular component (GO): cytoplasm
Molecular function (GO): MAP kinase tyrosine/serine/threonine phosphatase activity
Source: RefSeq, a predicted model, not a curated record